Wasmannia auropunctata (little fire ant) is the source of this 349-nucleotide messenger RNA. RefSeq names its product gastrula zinc finger protein XlCGF66.1-like. The transcript has 5 exons. Gene Ontology annotation, cellular component: nucleus. Gene Ontology annotation, molecular function: RNA polymerase II transcription regulatory region sequence-specific DNA binding; DNA-binding transcription factor activity, RNA polymerase II-specific. The annotation marks the transcript as partial. Gene Ontology annotation, biological process: regulation of transcription by RNA polymerase II. The record is from RefSeq and is a predicted model, not a curated record. Lineage: Eukaryota; Metazoa; Arthropoda; Insecta; Hymenoptera; Formicidae.
AAGAUGUGAUGGAAGCCUCAAUAGAACAAACUGAUAACACUGAAGAAAUGCUCAGUUCGAAAUGUCACAAAUCCUUUCGGUCUAAUCGGUCGAUAUCGCAUCAUAUACAAAAUAAACAUAAAAAGAAGGAGUAUGAGUGUGAUCAGUGUGGAAAAUGUUUCAGUUCGUACAAAUCGAGAUGGCAUCAUGUACAAAGUAAACAUAAAAAGAAGGAGUAUGUGUGUGAUAAGUGCGGAAAAUGUUUCAAUUCGUACCACUCGAGAUGGAAUCAUGUACAACGUGAACAUAAAAAGAAGAAGUAUGUGUGUGAUGAGUGCAGAAAAUGUUUCAAUUCGUACAACUCGAGAUG